UACGCCUUGGAGAGCGGUUAUAUGCCGCAGAAUCGGCAAAGUCGCGACACAUCGCGGCUCCAGUCCCGCGGCUAGUAAUCCAUACGCUUAUUAAAAAAAUUGCCUAAAAAAGACAAAGAUUAAGUAGAAAGAAAACGCGUGAAAGAAAGGUGAACGAAGUGGAAACCGAAAAAUAGGAGCAAACGCAGGUGCAAUACUCGUCUCAACGUUGUGACAGGAAACAACCAAGUUAACCUGAAAUAAUGAUAACAACAAUAAUAACAAUAACGAAUAAAAUAGUGAAAACCGCCUCAAGGAAAGGAAGUUAACCAAGAAAUCGAGAGAACAUAAUAAAACGAGGAAGCGAAGUAAAAAACCAGAAGAUACUCCGAAGGACAUCCACGGUAAUAAGGAUAAGGAAACCGAAAAUCUUCGCUUCGGUUUCACGUUCAGCUUCUCCAAAUCAUUGUGAGAGUGUCGUGAAUUUCAUGAGCACUUUCAAGAUCAAUCCCAGCCACGUGGGAUAUUCUAUCUCCGGUGCACCGUUAACGGGAACACGCGAAGUGAAAUAAAAAAAAAAAUCGAAAAAUCAGCUUCUCCAAAUCAUUUUCGAGUGUCGUGAAUUUCAUGAGCACUUUCAAGAUCAAUCCCAGCCACGUGGGAUAUUCUAUCUCCGGUGCACCGUUAACGGGAACACGCGAAGUGAAAUAAAAAAAAAAAUCGAAAAAUCAGCUUCUCCAAAUCAUUGUGGAGUGUCGUGAAUUUCAUGAGCACUUUCAAGAUCAAUCCCAGCCACGUGGGAUAUUCUAUCUCCGGUGCACCGUUAACGGGAACACGCGAAGUGAAAUAAAAAAAAAAAUCGAAAAAUCAGCUUCUCCAAAUCAUUGUGAGAGUGUCGUGAAUUUCAUGAGCACAUUCAAGAUCAAUCUCAGCCACGUGGGGUAUUCUAUCUCCGGUGCACUGUUAACUGGAACACACGAAGUGAAAUAAAAAAAAAAAUCGAAAAAUCAGCUUCUCCAAAUCAUUGUCGAGUGUCGUGAAUUUCAUGAGCACUUUCAAGAUCAAUCCCAGCCACGUGGGGUAUUCUAUCUCCGGUGCACCGUUAACGGGAGCACGCGAAGUGAAAUAAAAAAAUAAAAAAAAAAAUCGAGUCAAAGCGAAGGGAAGAAAGAGAAUAGGAUGAAAGAGGCAGCCUCCAAAGGGUCCGGACGAGAGGUGAAGAGAUACCGAGGAGACGGUCUGCGAUUGGAGGUGGACUCGAACGAGCAGAUCCUGGAGAUCGCCGGGGACGGUUGCAGGAUCAGAGUGGCCGAGAACCUGGGAAGUCUGCGGGUUUCCGGGGACGGAUGUAGCCUGAGAGUGGUCCAGAACUCGGGGGACAUCGAGUACGUCGGCGACGGGGGUCGGGUUGUCCUAGGUCACGGCUCCUCCAAGGCCAGGGUCAAGUACGUCGGCCAAGGAGGCGAGGUGCGCUGCGAACGAGACACCGGAGGUCUUCCGAGAAGACCGGAAGCGAGCGAUCCUGGCAAGGUCAGGAAGGAGACCGGAAGAGGAGAUCGGAGAGGAGCUCGAACGCCAGAAAAAGGCCAUCAAACGAAAUGCACGACGAAGACCUGGACGACCCUGGGGACGUCGUCUUCGGCGGAAGUGACCGUAAGGACAUACGUGCCCGAUGGGGUUAAAAAUACCUGGACGCUGAGGAAUUCGUCCUAGAAGAAUUGGGACUACUCGAUUUCUUUCGUCGGAACUCCCUUGGCAUUUAAGGGCUCGACUGGGAUUAUUAAUUAUUAAGAAACUCUGACCUAGUCAUUAUCUGUCAUAAAUAUUUCGAGUUAUGUUACGAGGAAUUAAAUUAAAUUGAGAGGAGAGCAGAGCAAGGAGCACUGCCAGCGAAGAGCCGGAAGUGAAUGAUCCUGGCAAGGACAAGAAGACCGAAAGCCAAGUACCACGGAAACGGGAAAAAAAACACAGGUGGACGUUCCGAAGAGCGUUGUACAUCGAUCGUGAUCAAUCGAUUAAAUUUAACCGAGCACAUGCGCUAUCGAUACGAGCCCGGAACACGUGAGGGGAUCAUUAAUAAACUCGAGUAAAUAAAAUUAGAUAAAACAAAACUGGACAUUCCUGUCUUAGAAUGCGACGCAAAAAUGCAACGAGGGGGAGACAAAUUUUAAUAAAAAAAAAAAAAAACUAGAUAUACGGUUACUUCGAGAACACCUGAGAACGUGGACAAUUGAGGACAAAUUGCAUGCAAUUUGCUCAAUUGAAGAAAAAGGUGCCCACGUGCCCUGUUACGUCAGGGAGACCCGAAGACUGUCAUUAUAGAUGGAUUCUAUUUAUUUAAUUUUACGUAACAGCAAUCCGUCAUCGCGUGGACUAUGUCAUCGUAGAUAUAAUAAUCUAUAAUUAAUAUUGAGUUCUGUCAUUUAAUUGUAAGAGAAUUCCUGCACCCAAUUCAGUUGACAUGAUUAGUUCUCCUAAUCUGUAAAAAAAAAAUCCUUGCGAUCCUUGCGUGCAAAUUCAAUGUCGAUUAUCGCCCAUUGAACACUCGCUAUCCGUAUUGAUCGAAUAAUUGGCACGCAUUGCGUAUGACUCAUUAGGCAUUAACGAAGGCGGCUUAAAAGUGCAGGGUAAAUUUCUGCGAAAUAUGACCGCUUCGUUCCAACGACCUCAGGCUAAAUAGAAAAAAAGAAAAUCUGUCCUCACAUGCGAUCCUCCAGAGACCUUUAUACAUAUAAAUUAAAUGAUAAAGUCGAGGCUAGUAAAUUAAAAUAAGAAAUUACUUUUAUUCAAUGUUACGUUAAUUUUAUGCGCAUCGAAAAUCAAGAGAGAAACCCUUGCGAAUGGUCGUGUUAA
This is a messenger RNA of Orussus abietinus, 2832 nucleotides long. RefSeq lists its product as uncharacterized. The transcript has a single exon. The coding region runs from base 1159 to 1692 and encodes 177 amino acids. Lineage: Eukaryota; Metazoa; Arthropoda; Insecta; Hymenoptera; Orussidae. The record is from RefSeq and is a predicted model, not a curated record.